This is a messenger RNA of Raphanus sativus (radish), 2771 nucleotides long. Its product is annotated as G-type lectin S-receptor-like serine/threonine-protein kinase At1g11330. Gene Ontology annotation, biological process: protein phosphorylation; recognition of pollen. Bases 129 to 2660 code for a protein of 843 amino acids. NCBI's taxonomy places the organism in Eukaryota, Viridiplantae, Streptophyta, Magnoliopsida, Brassicales, Brassicaceae. Gene Ontology annotation, molecular function: ATP binding; protein serine/threonine kinase activity. The record is from RefSeq and is a predicted model, not a curated record. The transcript is spliced from 7 exons.
UAAAGUCUUCUUAUAGAGACAAAGACGACUGCUCUAUUAAUUGGCCUCUCUUUGGAUUUCUCUUAAGAGGAAUAUCUCCCAAAGAGAAACAAGAAAGCAAAAUUAACACCAUUCCAUUUCAAAUAGCUAUGGUGAUUUUACUCAACAGACGUUGUUUUCUUGUUCUAAUUCUAUUUGCAACAUUCUCUUGCUUCUUUCUGAAGCUCUGUUUCGGCGAGGACAGGAUCACGUUCACGACUCCGAUCAAAGACUCAGAGACACUUCUCAGCAACAAUGGUAUUUUCAGGUUCGGUUUCUUCACUCCUGUAAACUCCACUGGUCAUUUACGUUAUGUUGGUAUCUGGUACGCUAAGGUUCCAGUUCAAACCGUUGUUUGGGUUGCUAACAAAGACACUCCUAUCAACGACUCUUCCGGUGUUGUUUCCAUCUCUGACGAUGGAAACCUCGUGGUCACAAAUGGUCGAAACCACCUUCUGUGGUCGACCAACGUAGCCCUACCAGUGGCUCCAAAUGCUGCAUGGGUUCAGCUAACGGACAAUGGGAAUCUUAGGCUGCAAGAAAACAGAAACAAGGGUGAGAUUCUGUGGGAGAGUUUCGAGCAUCCUUACAAUUCUUUCUUGGCAGCAAUGACCAUUGGGAAAAGCAACAGAACCGGAGAGAAUCUAAAGGUUACUUCAUGGAAAAGCUACACAGAUCCUUCAGCAGGGAACUACACAGCCGGUAUCUCUCUUUCCCCGUUUCGUGAGCUUAUGAUCUGGAGAAGCAAUGUCACAAUCUGGCGUAGCGGACCAUGGAACGGUCAGAUAUUCGUCGGCUUAGAGGAUGAGGUAGCUCUUCUGUUUCUUGAUGGGUAUAAUAUUAUCAGUGAUGAUAAUGAAGGAACAUUUACAGUGUCAUAUGCUACUGAUUCUCCCAUGUACCACAUGAACUUGGAUCCUGAUGGAGUUCUAUAUAUAAGAAGUUGGAGUACUACUACGAGAGCUUGGGAGAUCGGUACCACUAUUCCAACGACAGCCUGUGAUGCAUACGGUACAUGCGGUCCAUUCGCGAGCUGCAGUUCAAAGGAAGUUCCGAUAUGUAAUUGCGUUGAAGGGUUUGUGCCGAGGAAUAAAACAGAGAGGAGUGGAGGGAGCUGGAGUAGUGAAUGCUUAAGAAGUAUUCCACUGCAGUGCCGUGUAAGUACUGGUGGUGGAGGAAAAGGAGAUGUAUUUUCUAAAAUGCAGAAGAUGAAAGUACCAGCCAAUGCGGAACAGUCUGUAGCUACUGAGAAGGAUUGUCCUAACGUUUGUUUAGAUAACUGUUCUUGCACUGCUUAUGCAUAUGAUCAAGGAAUAGGAUGCAUGCUUUGGAGUGGUGACUUGGUUGAUAUGCAAUCAUCUUUGAGGAGUGGUAUUGAUCUUUUUAUUCGUCUUGCGCCCGAACUCGAAACACAUGGUAGGCCUUUAGAAACACAUAGUAAGCGAGCAAUUAUGAUCACAGCAUCCGUGCUAGGCGUUGCGUUUGUUGCUGUGCUCUGCAUUCUUUUGGCAUGCCGUAAAUUCAAAAAGCGUUCAGGCUUAGCAGCACCAGAGAAAGAUACAAGUGCAGAGCUAAUGUUUAAAAGAAUGGAAGCACUUACAAGUGAUAAAAAGUCUGCUUCUAACCAAGUCAAGCUCAAAGAUCUUCCUCUUUUUGAGUUUAAAGUGUUAGCUACAUCAACCGAUAACUUCUCUCUCAUAAACAAGCUCGGGCAAGGCGGAUUUGGUCCUGUUUACAAGGGGAUGUUGCCUGAAGGGCAAGAAAUUGCAGUGAAGAGGCUCUCACGGGCGUCAGGACAAGGGCUAGAGGAACUUAUGAACGAAGUGGUUGUGAUUUCCAAGUUGCAGCAUCGAAAUCUGGUAAAGUUACUUGGCUGUUGUAUUGAAGGUGAAGAAAGGUUGCUAGUAUAUGAAUACAUGCCAAAGAAAAGCUUGGAUGCCUAUCUAUUUGACCCAUCUAAGCAAAAUAUUCUUAAUUGGAAGACUCGUUUCAACAUAAUGGAAGGAAUAUGCAGAGGUCUUAUGUACCUUCACAGAGAUUCAAGACUAAAGAUCAUACAUAGAGAUCUAAAAGCUAGCAACAUUUUGUUAGAUGACAAUCUGAAUCCCAAGAUAUCUGAUUUCGGACUUGCAAGAGUUUUUCAAGUGAAUGAAGAUGAAGCUAACACAAGAAGGGUUGUUGGAACUUACGGCUAUAUGUCACCGGAAUAUGCAAUGGAAGGUUUAUUUUCAGAAAAAUCAGACGUUUUCAGCUUGGGGGUUAUAUUUCUAGAGAUCAUAAGUGGGAGAAGAAACUCUCACAAGGAAGAAAAUGAUCUAAACCUUUUAGCUUAUACGUGGAAGCUGUGGAAUGAGGAUGAGGCUGUUUCUUUAGCAGAUCCAACAGUUCUGGAUGAGUCUUUUGUGAAGGAGAUAACGAAAUGUGUUCAGAUUGGAUUGUUAUGUGUGCAAGAAGUUGCAAACGAUAGACCAAGUGUUUCAACAGUGAUCUGGAUGCUAACUACCGAGAUCACGAACCUCCCUAAGCCGAAGCAUCCUGCAUUUAUAGCAAGGAGAGGAGAUUACGAGGCUGAAUGUUCUGACCAGAGUAGUCAGAAGGUCUCUAUCAAUGAUGUGAGCCUCACAACUGUAACAGGACGUUAAGCUCACCAAAAGCCAAUCUGUCUGUUUGCAGUCUGUUUGUAUGAUACUAUGUUUUGAGAAACUAUAAUGUUUAACUGUUUGAUUAAAGAAUAAGAGAAGCAUUCCAAAGAA